UUGCUAUUUUGGUGAUCAGUUCCACCGAAUCUUGUAAGCGACAAGGAAGAGAACCAAUCGCCGGCACAAAUUUUCUCGUCUCUGCCGGCCACACACCGGUUUCGGAACAUAAACAUAUACUACUCCUCCAACUUGCUUCCUGUGGGAACCCCACGAGGCACCCCCCGCGUCCCGGCCACCUGCUACCCAUUGUUAUUGCUUGCUGCACCCACAACAAGAUUCGGUUUAGCGCUGGCGCGUGACCAAGAUCGAUCAUUGACUGCUACCACUACACAUAUUCUCCGGGACAGCAGCGCGUGAAGGGAGAAAGACGGGAUGGCCGGCGGCGAGAUUCAGGAGGGAGCGGCCGGCAGCGAGGGCCAGGAAGCGACGGCGCCGUUGCUGGAGAAGGAGAAGGCGGCGGCUGUGUACGUCGAGGGCUGCCCUGGCUGCGCCUCCGAUCGGAGGAAGGCGGCCAACCCGGGCAUCCCCUACCUGCAGUUCUUCCACGUCUGGUCCAUCAUCCUCGUCUCAUGUUUGCCAAUAUCAUUUAUAUAUCCCUUCUUGUAUUUCAUGAUAAGGGACUUGCAUGUUGCCAAAACAGUAGAAGACAUUGGAUUUUAUGGAGGUUUUGUAGGUGCUUCAUAUAUGCUUGGUAGAGCUUUAACUUCCACAGUUUGGGGGAUGGUAGCAGACCGUAUCGGGAGGAAGCCUGUUAUUGUUUUUGGAAUUUUCUCCAUGCUUGUAUUUAAUACUUUGUUUGGUCUAAGCACAAACUACUGGAUGGCAAUAACUUCGCGUUUUCUUGUUGGAUCUUUGACUGCUUUACUUGGCCCAAUAAGAGCUUAUACAAAUGAAAUUUGCCGACCUGAGCAUCAAGCUAUUGGAAUGUCACUUGAUAGUACAUCAUGGGCAGUAGGUCUUAUUAUUGGACCAGCUAUUGGCGGUUAUCUUGCACAGCCGGCAGAAAAAUAUCCAAUGUUAUUUCCCGUGAACUCACUAUUCGGAAGGUUCCCAUAUUUCUUACCUUGUUUAUGUAUAUCGAUCUUUUGCUUUGUUAUCCUUAUAAGCUGCAUAUGGCUCCCGGAGACCCUACAUAAUCACAAACUUGACAAAAUAGAAGAUCGAGCAAAUGGAUCUUUCAUUGCACAUUCAGCCAGUUCUGAAGAGCUUAUUGAGCAACAAGUUAAAUCAGUUCCAACUAAGAACUUGCUUAAAAACUGGCCAUUGAUGUCUUCUAUUGUUCUCUACUGUAUUUUCUGCUUUGAUGACAUGGCUUAUACAGAGAUAGUUUCUCUAUGGUCUGAGAGUGAUAGAAAGUAUGGCGGACUAAGUUUCUCACCUCAGGAUGUUGGUCAAGUGUUUGCAAUUACAGGUGGUAGCGUUGUUUUGUAUCAAACAUUUAUUUAUCCUCAGAUCGACAAAAUUCUUGGACCAAUUAACACUUCACGUGUUGCAACCGUUGUUUCUAUGGUGCUUCUUUUUACUUAUCCACCUAUGACACACCUAUCAAGACCAUGGCUCCCAAUAAUAUUAAAUAUCGUAUCAGUUCUUAAAGCUAAUUGUCUUGUGUCCAUUGUUACCUGCUGUUUCAUUCUUCAGAAUAACUCUGUGAAUCAAGAUCAAAGAGCAACUGCCGAUGGCUUAGCCACCACUAUAAUGUCGGUUUUUAAGGCGUGUGCUCCAGCAGGAGCUGGCAUUGUGUUUUCAUGGGCACAAAGACGCCAACAUGCUUUCUUCUUUCCAGGUGACCAAAUAUUGUUCUUCCUUCUAGUUGUUGUCGAGUUUCUUGGACUGGUUUGGACAUUCAAGCCAUUUCUUGCCAUCCCAGAGAAAUUUCCUCAAAAUUAGUACUCCAAUUAAGAUUUGAGUUUGUUGAGAAGUUUAUUUGUGGGUAGAUUUUCUGGAGAAGUUGUGUCACAUGUAUUAGCUACAAGGAUUGGUAUGUUCUAUGUAAGAGAGGAAGGUUUUGUUUACCUUCUUAUGUAAUUGGGUGGCUAAAAGGCAUGUGACCAAACAUAUAUAUACUAAUUGGUAUAAUAUAUUUGUCUAAGAAGGAAAA
This is a messenger RNA of Hordeum vulgare subsp. vulgare (domesticated barley), 2041 nucleotides long. RefSeq names its product protein ZINC INDUCED FACILITATOR-LIKE 1-like. The transcript is spliced from 17 exons. The coding region runs from base 316 to 1830 and encodes 504 amino acids. Gene Ontology annotation, molecular function: transmembrane transporter activity. Gene Ontology annotation, biological process: transmembrane transport. The record is from RefSeq and is a predicted model, not a curated record. Lineage: Eukaryota; Viridiplantae; Streptophyta; Magnoliopsida; Poales; Poaceae.